Molecule: messenger RNA, 3386 nt
Organism: Pygocentrus nattereri (red-bellied piranha)
Lineage: Eukaryota; Metazoa; Chordata; Actinopteri; Characiformes; Serrasalmidae
Gene: gprc5c
Product: G protein-coupled receptor, class C, group 5, member C
Exons: 5
Coding region: 327-1655 (442 amino acids)
Biological process (GO): G protein-coupled receptor signaling pathway
Cellular component (GO): intracellular membrane-bounded organelle; signaling receptor complex; extracellular exosome
Molecular function (GO): protein kinase activator activity; G protein-coupled receptor activity
Source: RefSeq, a predicted model, not a curated record
GAGUCAGUCACAGCGCGCCUCUCCCGAGCAACGUGUCGUGUCGUUAAGUUAACUAGAGCAACACAGUCGUCCUAUCUCCUCAGCAAUAUCCCUCAGUAUCGCAGGGAUUCACCACCUUUAUCAGUCCAACAGCUUUAAAGUGUUGGAGCGCAGACUGUUUUCUUGGCGGAGUUCAGAGUCGCUUCAGCAGCGCAGCUCGGCGUCGCGAUGUCGGACAGAUUUUCAUGCGCUGAUUCGCCGAUUGGAAACUGACAGGCUAAUGCUGGUCGGAGUCGGACAGAGAUAGUUCAUCACACAUCCAGCAGCGAUAACAGGUGCUAUCAACGAUGGCUCGCCUCAUUCACAGGUUCCAGACCUUACUCCUUUCCCUGACCAUCAGCGUUCCCUCUCUACUUAGCUUCAGUGCAGUCAGUGCAGCCCCACAGGGUUGUGGCACCAAUGUGAACUCUCUCUACUUCAACCUAUGUGACCUCAGUGCCGUCUGGGGAAUCAUAUUGGAGGCAUUUGCCUCUGCCGGAGUGCUGGCCUCUCUGAUUCUCCUGAUGGUGCUCCUGGCCAGUUUACCCUUCUUGUCGGACAAAAAAAGGCGCAGCUCGGUAGGGCUGGACACCUUCUUUCUGAUCUGCACCUUGGGCCUUUUUGGCUUGACCUUUGCCUUCAUCGUGGGGAAGGACUUUUCCACGUGUGCCUCACGGCGCUUUCUGUUUGGGGUGCUGUUUGCCGGAUGCUUCUCUUGCCUCUUGAUGAAAGCCGUGAACCUCAACCUGCUGGCCAGGAGGGACUCUGGACCCAGAGGCUGGGUGCUAUGCCUGGGUGCUUUGGCGUUCUGGCUGGUGGAGGUGGUCAUCAACACAGAAUGGCUGAUUAUCACUAUAGUUCGGUAUCCCAAUAUCUCUGUUAAUGGCAGUGGAGUUCUUGUCUCUGCCGUGCCUUGCAACAUUGCCAACCAGGACUUUGUCAUGGCUUUGAUCUACGUUCUGAACCUCCUACUGGCCGUCCUCGUGGCACCUGUUCCAGUUCUGGCAGGCAAGCACAAGCGCUGGCACAAGGAUGCCAUCUUCAUCCUGAUCACAGGGCUGCUCUCUGUAGGUAUCUGGGUGGCUUGGAUCGUCAUGUACACCUAUGGGAACAAUAAAUAUGGUGGCGCAACAUGGGAUGACCCUACCCUGGCUAUAGCGCUGGUGGCCAACGCAUGGGUAUUUGUACUGCUCUACACAAUACCAGAGGUGUGCUUUCUGACUGAGGAGGACGAGGUGGAAUCAGGCUUUGGAGAGGACCUGUACCCCAGCCACGGAGUGGGUUAUGAGACCAUCUUGAAAGAGCAGAGCUCCCAGAGUAUAUUUAUGGAAAACAAGGCCUUCUCCAUGGACGAACCUAACCCAGGUAAUAAGCCAGUGUCUCCGUACAGCAACUACAACGGGCAGCUCCGCAGCUCUGUCUACCAGCCCACUGAGCUCGCCCUCAUUACCAAGGGAAUAGGAAGUCAGAUGGACUUGUCAUAUGAUACCGCGAUCCCACGAGCCUCCCUGGGCUCUCCCCACUCCCAGAGCAGCAGCAGCAGCAGCCCCUCAACACGGCCCGAAGACUCACCCCAUGGACAAAAACAUGUGACCAACGGUAACGGAUUGCAUUGGAAACCUCAGUGGUCAGGCUAACGGUGACCUCCUGCUUUGGACCUCUUCAAUAUUUUUCCUCAACAAACUUUCAUUCUACUUUUGCCUAUGGAUCGUUUCUCAUCCCAAAGAGAUUUAUAGCCUUAAUUUUGGAGUGGCCAAAUGUCCAUUUUGCCCAUUAAAGAGACAGCAUACAGGGACAUUCUGUAUGCCACUGAACAGGUAAAUCAACAAAGAAAAUCAGACCUGCAGCUGGACACAGGACAUGGAGCAUGCUCAUGCAGUAGCUAAGGGUUGCGUUAACUGGCGCUUUACUGUGGAUUAACAUACACAGAGGAGAAAAAAGUGGACAAGUGGAACUUGGCUUUCAUACUGCAUCAGCGUGUUAUCAGAUGCCCAAAUCUGAUACUGUUAAGAGGCUGAUUACCUCUUGUUCUUGUCUGCCUUACACAGCAAUAUUUAGGUAUAGUGAGAGCACAGGUAUGCAUGCACUAGCCUAGAGCUGUGCUAAUAUGAGCUAGCUUGCAGCGACAAUCACUUCUGUACAGAAAGUGCCGUACUGCUGUAUAAUUGGACAUGCCUAUUUAUAUAAUUCAGUUUCAUGUCUUUCUAUAUUGCUGUUAAGUUAAAUUGUGUUCAUGCAACACAUAUUUCACAAGUGUAUCACCCUUCUCUAAACACAUUGCAAAUUGCAUGCUUGUACUAUGUAAGUCUUGUACUAUGUAAAUUUCAGAUGAUGAACUGGAAUGAGUGAUUUAUAACUUUAAAUGUAUAUUCACAAAAUAAAAAUAUCUCAUAAUUAUCUCAUAAUUCAGUUUUAUCUUACUUAAUUUUCCCACUGCUGUGGCUUAGGUCAUAGUAGGGGUUGUGCAUAAAGGCUUCUGACCAGGUCAUGAAGAUAAAAUCACAAAACGAAAUGCAUGGGGUGGAAAAUUCCUGUCUGCCAUAGCUGGUACCCACCACAUUUACAUAGCCUCUGCAGAUAAAACACACCAACUCACCUGCGGGCUCAGUUCAGUCCAUCAGAGACAGCAAGUUCCAGGACUCAAGGGUUAUAUAAGGCAACCAUAACAUCGUUACAACUAUGAGUUCUAUGUUGUGUUCAUGGCUUUGUGUUUGUGGAUUUGCAGUGUAUGAAAAUUAUGUCCCCAGGAUAAUGGAAACUCAAAGCAAUGUUUUGAUGUUGUAGGCCUAAGGUCAUUCUUUGUAUCUGAAGGAUCUGUGGUCAGUUUUUAAUAAGAGGGUUAGGAAUGCAAGAACAACAUUAUUUUAAUGAUUUAAUAACUGAAAAUGUACAGAACCAAUUUUAAACUCAUCUCGUAAUUUUGGAUGCAUUGAAGAUUGUUUUAAGUAAAAAAAAAAAUUGAUUCUGUGGAUUGUGUAAAUUAUAGACUGAUGAAAUUUUCCUUUUGUCUCAAAAGUUCUGGAGAAAGUGACAAUAAAACAGCUUCUAGAUACCCUGGAUUUAAAAUUGUCUUAGAUUGGGACUGCCUUAGACUGUUUUAGAUUGUUUUGUUUUUUUUUAUCAUAUUUAUCCAAUAGAAAAACUGUGGUACCUAUUAGAAAGAGGCCAUCCUCAUGUACUCAUGAACUAAUGUUUCUUGUGGGGUUCCACAUGGGUCUGUCUUUGGCUUGUUUUUAUUUUCAUUAUACGUGCUCCUCCUGGGAAAUUAGUUGUUUUAAAAUAUCAUCAUUUUUAUGUUAAUGAUGCACAGCUUUAUCUCUCUGUAAACCAAAAUGAUUUCAGUGCAUUAAAAAAUCUAAUGGAAUGUG